Messenger RNA from Microtus ochrogaster (prairie vole), 4122 nucleotides. RefSeq names its product kelch repeat and BTB domain containing 3 (gene Kbtbd3). The transcript has 4 exons. NCBI's taxonomy places the organism in Eukaryota, Metazoa, Chordata, Mammalia, Rodentia, Cricetidae. Gene Ontology annotation, molecular function: protein binding. The coding region runs from base 343 to 2163 and encodes 606 amino acids. The record is from RefSeq and is a predicted model, not a curated record.
GUGACGUCUGGUGAACGCGGCUCCGGAGCCGCGGAGAGGGCGGGACCAAGGCCUCCCAGUACCGUUAGGCCACUCACAGUGGAGGACGAGCUAACAGGACAGCCGCACGAGCCAACCACAGCCGGAGCUCUCAGGCUGGACCUGGGUGGAGACUUCAGGCACUGCGGUUGCAGGUACCUCUACCUCCAAGAGUGCCAGAGAAGUACCAGAUGCUCAAUGGUCACUUCCUCAGAUUGGGAAAUGUUUACACCAACCAAAGGGGAAACUUAUGUAAUUGCCACUGGUGAAUGGGAUACCAAAAGAUUGGUGAGCCUGAAGUUUUAAGAACAGGUGGAAUUGGAUAUGGCUAAUUCGUAUGAUUUCAAUGAACAAAAUUCAUGGAAUGGAAUCUCAUCUGAAAAGAAGAAGUUCCUUGCAUCAGAAGAUCAUGGACAGAAAAUUUUAAGUGUACUACAGAGUUUUAGAGAACAGAAUAUCUUUUAUGAUUUCAACAUAGUCGUGAAAGAAGAAAUAAUCCCAUGUCAUCGGUGUGUGUUGGCGGCUUGUAGCGACUUUUUCAGGGCUAUGUUUGAAGUAAAGAUGAAAGAAAGAGAUGAUGGAUGUGUUACCAUUACUAACUUGUCCUCCAAAGCAAUAAAGGCAUUUCUUGACUAUGCCUAUACCGGAAAAGCAAGACUAACAGAUGAUAAUGUAGAAAUGUUUUUUCAGUUAUCAUCCUUUCUUCAGGUUCCCUUUUUGUCAAAAGCUUGCAGUGACUUUUUAAUAAAAAGCAUCAGUCUCGUCAAUUGUUUGCACUUGUUAUCUCUCUCAGACAGCUAUGGCUCUACACAUUUGUUUAAUCAGGUUUUAUGCUUUGUACAGCAUCACUUUCAUUUGUUAUUAAAAUCCAGAGAGUUUUUAGAGAUGAAUUUUGGAGUGCUGCAAAAGUGUCUGGAGUCAGAUGAGUUAAAUGUGCCAGAAGAAGGAAUGGUCUUGAAGGUUGUCAUUACAUGGAUCAAAUACAACUUAGAGUCCAGGCGAAAGCAUCUGCCUCACUUGAUUACAAAAGUAAGGCUACAUCAGUUAUCCGAGGACACACUUCAAGACUAUCUGCUCAAUGAGGAGUGUUUACUCAAAAGCACAAACUGUUUUGACAUAAUCGUGGAUGCCAUUAAGUGUGUGCAAGUUUCUAGUGGCCUCUUCGCUGAUGCUCGACCAUCCACAACUGAAAAAUAUAUAUUCAUCCACAAAACUGAGGAAAAUGGAGAAAAUCAACAUACAUUUUGCUAUAACAUUAAAAGUGACUCAUGGAAAAUACUGCCACAAUCACAUCUGAUUGAUUUGCCAGGAUCUAGUCUGUCUAGCUAUGGAGAGAAAAUAUUCUUGAUGGGUGGCUGCAAAGGGAAGUGCUGUAGGAAGAUUCGACUUCAUAUUGCUGAGUCUUAUCAUGAUGCCACUGACCAGACCUGGUGCUACUGUCCAGUCAAAAAUGAGUUUUUCUUGGUUUCAACCAUGAAAACCCCAAGAACCAUGCAUACAUCAGUCAUGGCUGUUAGUCGAUUAUUUGUUAUAGGUGGAAAGACUAGAGGAUCCCGGGACAUUAAGAGUCUUUUAGAUGUUGAAUCUUUUGAUCCACUAUCCAAAGAAUGGAUAUCAGUUAGCCCUUUACCAAGAGGUAUCUAUUACCCAGAAGCCAGUGCAUGCCAGAAUGUCAUUUAUGUUCUUGGAUCCGAGGUAGAGAUUGCAGAUGCUUUUAACCCAUCACUUGAUUGUUUUUUUAAAUACAAUGCUACAACUGACCAGUGGUCUGAACUAGUAGCAGAGUUUGGACAGUUCUUUCAUGCUACUUUAAUUAAAGCUGUCUCAGUAAACUGUACCCUGUAUAUAUGUGACCUUUCCACCUAUAAAGUAUACAGUUUUUGUCCAGAUACUUGUGUUUGGAAAGGAGAGGGCUCUUUUGAAUGUGCAGGCUUUAAUGCAGGUGCAAUAGGGAUUGAGGAUAAGAUUUACAUAUUAGGUGGAGAUUAUGCACCAGAUGAGAUCACAGAUGAAGUGCAAGUUUACCACAGCAGCAAGUCAGAGUGGGAAGAGGUGUCACCAAUGCCAAGAGCCUUAACUGAAUUUUACUGCCAAGUUAUUCAGUUCAACAAGUAUAGGGACCCAUGGUUUUCUAAUCAGUUCUAAAAGUAAUAUUUGCUUGAGUAAUCUAAAAUUAUACCUAGGAGAAUUAGUAAAACAAAUUAGCACAAUAAAAUAUUCCUUCUAUUGAAUAAUGACUAUAGAUGUAUGGUGUCUAUAAGUAGACAGUGUCCAGAAAAUUAAAAUAUAGAGUAUAUUUUACCAAAGUUACAUUGAAUGUGAAUAGUUCGGAAUACUUAGUAUUUUCUUAUGUAAAUAAAAAUUACAGGUUUAGGUAAAAGUUGGCAAAGAUAAGUCGGUGUUCAUAAAUGUUCAUGGAGAAUUAUUUUUGUAUAUAACCGGUAGCUUCAGUACAAUUUCAGGAUUUAAUUAGUACCUUACCAUUUUCCUGCCAUGGGUUCUAAUCAAGCAACACGUUGUUUUACAACUUUAGUACAUUCUAAGUGAAUCAUUCGAAAAAUUACAGAAUUUCUGAUAUCAGUAGUUUAAAAAUCUAUGUCUUUGUCAACUUCAACCAGAGCAUGACCAUCCUUGUUCCUGAGCAAGGUCAUUCUGUUUUGCAAGAGGCAUGCUUAUUUAAUUGCUCUAAGAGAUACUGCCAAUUUAGGUUUUUAGACACCUGAUUCAUAUCUCAGGCAUUAUGUAGAUCAAACAACUUAGAAUUAGUGUAAUUUCCUGCACUACAUUAUAAAUAUUAAUUUGUAGUAAGUGUAGAGUUAAGAUUAUCCAAAAUGAAAGUUCUUUGAUUUUAUCACACAAAUUUCAGAUGUAUUUUCAAAGUAUAUUUGCAUGCAGCUUCAAAACCAAACUCUCAGAUAUCAAUUACACGGUAUUUAGAACAAUCAGUACCUAGUUUUAAGCAUACAGACUGGUUGGCUCUGCCAUUUUCCUUCAUGUGUACUUAAGAAAAAAACUUAAGGGUUGCUUCUCUGGCAUUCUUUGAGAAAGCAGGUAACAAUUAGUAAUCUAUGCAGAGCUGUUACAUAUUUCUUAGUAAAGUAUGCUUAAAUAAUGUCAUCAGUAAAUCUAGGAAUUACUCAUUUCUUACACACACACACACACACACACACACACACACACACAUAUAUGAGAGAGAGAGAGAGAGAGAGAGAGAGAGAGAGAGAGAGAAACUAAAUUAAAAUAAUCUCCUCCCAACACUGUUACAUUCCCCAAUCCUUUUUAUUUCUACUAUUUUCUGUGAUAAUGUCCUUGACAUCAAGACCCAACUGGUCUACUUUGUAUUUGUUUUCUUUGCUUAUACUGGUUCUUUGUUAUAUUGCUGUGUUUCCUUUUUUUAAAAUAUGUUCAUUCCUUGCCAUCUCUGUACAUCUACAUCUUGUGCUCUUUUCCAUUUUUCAUCAUGAAGAAAAUACUUUGUCCAGCCAUAAAACCCAGGCUCUUUAUUUCUUUAUCACCACAACAACAGGCUUGGCUCUACUAACUAAUGCCAAACUUUGUAUUUCCUUGUCAUGCUUUCACUUCGUCUAACUGCCACAAAGAGGAAAAUGGUCCUGUGUUCAGAAUCUCUAGAACUCUAUCCAUACUGGAUAGAACUUUGCUCCAUGACUAAACUGGUGCAUCCAGUGCACUGUGGCCUUGCAACCUAAGAACAUAAUGUAUCACUCUGACUUUCUUCAUUCUGGUUUUCUAAUAUGCAAAUCUCUGUGAUCACUGAGGUCUAUUCUCAGAAUAUAGCACCCUUCUAUGAUGUCUUCUUUUAGUUCUCUUUUUUUUUUUCUUUUUAAAGUCACUCUUCCUUUCAUGUUGACAUUCAGCCAGGACUAUAUUGUAAUGGCUAAAUAAUUGACCUCAUUAUCGAGACUGCUGGCAUUCUUGUGGGGGAAAAAUGUCUAACAUUUCUCCAUUAUUUUUGUCUUACCCUACCUCACUAGGAGUAAGCAUCCAGAAAUAUUUGAAUAUUAUCUCCUAAAAUUGAAAGCAUGUAUGUGGCAUUGUUAAAUAUAGAAAAGGGUUAACAUAUGAAAUAAAUUUAGAGUUAUUGGA